ACACACACACAGACACACAUAUCUUAGCAAAGAGAAAGGAAGAUCAGGAACUAAGGGAGGUGGGGGUGGUUUUUGUGCGCGGCUGCCUUGCAUUAUCGCUGCGCUACUCCCCGGCUUUUGCAACAAAGGAGUGACAGGACACACAGAGAGAAGGGCUGAUCAAUUUCAGUGCAAUUCAAUUCUCAGCCUGUGCAAAAAGAGAGAGAAAUCAUGUGAUGGAAACGGAAGUAGCCAACAGCUGAUGACUGACCCAGGUAUCUGAGGAUUGACUGGAGCUGACUUUUGUGUCUCUCUCUCUUCUUUGCACCCCCACUUACCACCUGAGCCGAGAGAGUGUGCAUGUGAAGGGAACAAAAGGGACACCAAGUGAUCGCUGUCGAUAGCCAGAACAUCCCCAAAAAAAAAAGGAUCUGUCUCCUGAAGGAUUUCUUUUCUCUUUUGGAGGUUUUGUUUAUUUCGGUGGAAAAUUGGGAAUGCAGGAUUUGUUGGACUCAUUUAUCCAGGGGGUUGGAGACCCGAAUGAAUGACAAAAGGCCGUUCCCACUAAAAGGGGACACGAGGGCUGUUUCGGAAAUCGACUUAAAUGUGAGGAAGUUGAGUCAAUUAGAAGGCCCCUGAACCCAAGGAAUUGUGUACAAGUCUAUUGUUCCCAAGUGCCUGCAAGCUUGGAUUCCUUUACACACCUUGACUGCUUUCUUUGGAUCAUUCCUGCUGCUGUCAAUGUGAUGGAACUAAUGUUUGCAGAGUGGGAGGAUGGCGAGAGAUUUUCCUUUGAAGACAGCGACCGGUUUGAGGAAGAUUCUCUCUGUUCCUUCAUAUCCGAGGCAGAGAGCUUGUGUCAGAACUGGCGAGGAUGGAGGAAGCAGUCUGCUGGCCCCAAUUCACCAACUGUUAAGAUCAAAGAUGGUCACGUCACCCCUUUGGUAGAACUGUCAGCCAAGCAGGUAGCUCUUCACAUUCCCUUCGAAGUUGUCGAAAAGGUUUACCCACCAGUGCCCGAGCAACUCCAGCUACGCAUCGCCUUCUGGAGCUUCCCAGAAAACGAAGAAGAUAUCAGGUUAUACUCCUGCUUGGCCAAUGGCAGUGCUGAUGAGUUUCAGCGAGGGGAGCAACUGUUCAGAGUGCGGGCUGUCAAGGAUCCACUGCAGAUCGGAUUUCAUUUGAGUGCCACCGUGGUUCCUCCACAGACAGCUCAAGCUAAAGGGGCAUUCAACGUGGCAGUGAUGUUUGACCGUUGUCGGAUAACCUCAUGUAGCUGUACCUGUGGAGCUGGGGCUAAAUGGUGUUCUCACGUGGUAGCUCUCUGUCUGUUCAGAAUACACAACGCCUCGGCGGUGUGUUUGCGCGCUCCAGUGUCUGAAUCGCUGUCCCGAUUGCAGAGAGAUCAGCUACAAAAAUUCGCCCAGUAUUUGAUCAGCGAACUGCCCCAGCAGAUCCUCCCCACUGCACAAAGACUUCUUGAUGAGUUGCUUUCAUCCCAGUCGACAGCAAUUAACACAGUCUGUGGGGCUCCAGAUCCCACUGCUGGGCCAUCUGCUUCAGACCAGAGCACCUGGUACCUUGAUGAAUCUACGCUUAGUGACAACAUCAAGAAAACUCUCCACAAGUUCUGUGGUCCCUCUCCCGUUGUGUUCAGUGAUGUCAACUCAUUGUAUUUGUCAUCCACGGAGCCUCCAGCCGCUGCAGAGUGGGCUUGCCUCCUACGGCCCCUCCGUGGACGGGAACCGGAGGGCAUCUGGAAUCUUCUGUCGAUUGUCCGCGAGAUGUUCAAGCGCCGUGACAGCAACGCAGCCCCCCUCCUCGAGAUUCUCACCGACCAGUGUUUGACCUACGAGCAGAUAAUUGGAUGGUGGUACAGCGUACGGACCUCCGCGUCUCACAGCAGUGCCAGUGGUCACACAGGCCGGAGUAAUGGUCAGUCAGAGGUGGCAGCUCAUGCUUGUGCCAGCAUGUGUGAUGAGAUGGUGGUCUUGUGGAGGCUGGCAGUCCUGGAUCCCACCAUGAGUCCUCAAAGGAGGAGAGAACUUUGCUCACAGCUCAGGCAGUGGCACCUGAAGGUGAUUGAGAUCGUGAAGCGGGGCCAGCACCGCAAGUCGCUGGAUAAACUCUUCCAGGGUUUCAAGCCCGCCAUUGAGGCCUGCUACUUCAGCUGGGAGGAGGCAUUCCCCGUUCCCGGAAUCACGUACAACAGCACAGAGAAGAAGAGCGCCUUCUGCUGGGCCAAGGCCGUGCCGCACAAAAGCAGCAAGGCCUGUGCGGACACACACAGCGCUGACUCGGCCUGUGAGCCAGGCAGCAAGGCGACGCCGACGGCAACGGGCCCGGAUGGCAACGGGCCCAAACCCGCCUCCGUCGGCAAAAGCAGGAGCCCACCGGAGCCUGUGGUCCGCCCGAAGGACGGUGCGGCCAAGAGGAAGGCUGGAUCUGAUGUGUCCCGGGGCAACGUGGGCCGCCCGUCGUCAACGGCGACGGAGGCCGAGAAGCCUGUUUACAAGCCGGGCCCGACCAAGUGCAAACUACCUCAGGGGAAGUGCUCCUCCGGCAAACAUUCAGGGAAACGACGGACCAGCAGCGAGGACAGCUCGUUGGAGCCCGACUUGGCGGAGCUCGGCCUGGAUGACGGCAACCUGGCGCUGGGGGCCGAAGCCUCCAACACCUUCGACUUUGACGACGGCAGCUUCAAGGACUUGUACCCGGACGAGAGCGACGGCUUCUUUGCCGAGGGCUUCCGGCUGGAAACCAACGGCUGUGCGGCCAAGCCGCAGCCUGGGGAGCCGCCCGAAGAAAUGAGCAACGGGGAGCCAGAAACCCCGGCAAAGGCCGACCCCUCGUCCAAAACCCUGGGGCCAGAAAUUGCCGAGAGUCCUGCCGCAGGGGAGGAUGACUAUCAGGUCUAUUACCUUAAUCCGCAGGAAGUGACUAAGGAAGAGGGCAAUAAAGAAGGAGGUAACGAAGAAGAACAGGAUAUCUUCGCCGGUUUGAAACCGCUCGAGCAAGAGAGCAGGAUGGAGGUAUUAUUUGCCUGUGCAGAGGCUCUUUAUGCUCAUGGCUACAAUAACGAAGCUUGCCGAUUGGCAAUUGAUCUCGCCAGAGACCUCCUGGCCAAUCCUCCGGAUUUGAAGGUGGAACAGCCCCAGACAAAGGGCAAGAAGAACAAGGUUUCGACUCACAAGCAGACCCUGAUUGCUACCAACACCCUGGCUAAAGCUGCCUUCCUGUUGAUAGUCCUCAGUGAAAGGCAGGAGCUCCACGAUCUAGCCUAUAGCAUUGGAAUGUUUUCCCUAGAAUUGCAGAGACCACCAGCAUCAACGAAAGCCCUGGAGGUGAAGCUAGCCUACCAGGAAUCUGAGAUUGUGGCACUAUUGAAGAAGAUCCCACUGGGGGUGAAUGAGAUGAACACGAUACGGGAGAGGGCAGAGCAGCUGAGGGAAGGCAGUUUCUGUGAUUACAGGCCGGUUCUGCCACUCAUGUUGGCCAGCUUCAUCUUCGAUGUCCUGUGCACUCCAGUUGUUUCACCAACUGGUUCGAGGCCCCCGAGUCGUAACCGGAACAACGAGAUGCCUGGAGAUGAGGAACUAGGAUUUGAGGCGGCUGUGGCUGCUUUGGGUAUGAAAACCACAGUCAGUGAGGCAGAGCAUCCUCUGUUAUGUGAAGGUACCAGGAGAGAGAAAGGAGAUCUUGCACUUGCCCUGAUGAUCACAUAUAAAGAUGACCAAGCUAAGCUUAAAAAAAUUCUGGACAAGUUGCUGGAUAGAGAGAGCCAAACGCACAAACCUCAAACCCUGAGCUCCUUCUAUUCCUCGAGCAAGCCGGUUGCUGCCAGUCAGAAAUCUCCUUCGAAGCACACGUCGCAAGCAACCACGAAUGUCCAGCAGAUAACGAGUGCAUCAUCAACUCCUCAGCAAGCUAGCGUGACAACUCCCGUGCAGAACCCUCCUGCAGAGAACUUUCCAGAAGGAGCCACACAAGAGAACGUUCAGCGCACCCCCAGCGAGACUCCGAGUGAUUCGGGCACUUUCAAACAGGAGGGUAAAAUCCCAAGCCGAUUGACCCUCGGCACCAGGGGGGGAUACAAUGGACGGUGCUGGGGAUCACCAGUCAGGCAGAAGAAGAAACACACAGGAAUGGCCAGCAUCGACAGCAGUGCUCCCGAGACCACCUCGGACAGCUCCCCCACCCUGAGUCGCCGGCCUAUCAGGGGGAGCUGGGCAGCUGCGUCCUGGGGCAGAGGGCAGGACAGCGAUAGUAUCAGCAGCUCGUCCAGCGACUCGUUGGGGUCAUCGUCCUCCAGCGGCAGCCGGAGGGCCACUGGAGGAGCUCGCACCAAAAGCACAGACGUCGGGAGGUACAAAGGCAGACGCCCAGAAUGCCACGCUCCCCAUGUACCCAACCAGCCGUCUGAGGCGGCUGCCCAUUUUUACUUUGAGCUAGCGAAGACGGUCCUCAUCAAAGCAGGAGGCAACAGCAGCACAUCCAUCUUUACCCAUCCUUCAGCCAGCGGAGGUCACCAGGGUCCCCAUCGCAACCUCCACCUCUGUGCAUUUGAAAUUGGGCUGUACGCACUGGGCUUGCACAACUUUGUGUCGCCAAACUGGCUUUCAAGAACCUACUCUUCCCACGUCUCCUGGAUCACAGGCCAGGCGAUGGAAAUUGGUAGUGCAGCACUGAAUAUUUUGGUUGAAUGUUGGGAUGGCCAUUUAACACCUCCGGAAGUGGCGUCGUUAGCAGAUCGUGCCUCCCGUGCCCGGGAUCCCAACAUGGUCCGAGCUGCAGCAGAGUUGGCUUUAAGUUGUCUACCUCAUGCCCACGCCCUGAACCCCAAUGAGAUCCAACGAGCUUUGGUCCAGUGCAAGGAGCAGGAUAACGCCAUGUUGGAGAAGGCCUGCAUGGCGGUGGAGGAAGCGGCGAAGGGUGGUGGCGUCUACCCAGAGGUGCUGUUUGAGGUCGCCCACCAGUGGUACUGGCUCUACGAGCAAACGGCAGGCGGCUCGCAGCAGCGGGAGAUGUCGGCCCGUGGGGCCCACGAGGCGGGCAGGGCUUCUGCGGAGCACCCUCCCCUCGCCGAGGGCUCGGCCACGGUCACCGUGGCAGCCACCGUGACCGCCACUGCCGUGGUGCCAGUCAUCACCGUCGGUUCCACCAUGUACCAGCAACACACCAUCGCUGGAACAGCUAUCGCGCACCCUCAUGGACAGGUCUUCCCUACCAGCCCAGUCAUGAGUCACCCAUACACGACUAUCCAGACCCACAUCCCGUCCGUCUGUAAUGCUGCCUACCUGGGACAUCCGAUACAGCACGUUCCUCGUCCUGCAAUCUUCCCUGUAGCUGGAGCUGCAUAUCCUCAGGGGAUGCAUCCGGCAUUUAUUGGAGCUCAGUACCCUUACACCGUAGCAACCACCACCCAUCCAGCUAUGGCAGCUCCACCAGUGACCUUCGCAGGGGUUCCUGUACCUCCUAUGGCCCCAAUGGCAGUGCACCCUUACCAGUCUGACCCGAAUCUGCCCCUGGCCUCAACCGUAGCAGUGGCCAGUGUGCAGGCUGGGACUGCUUUCCAGGCUGUUCAAGGAGCAUCAAUGCCAACGUUAACAACACAAGGCCCCUCGAUAGUCGCCCCGACCUUCCCCACGGAAGACGAACAGCAUUCUCAGCCGGUCAGUCCUCAGGGACUGCACUACCUGCAUUCCGCUUAUAGAGUUGGAAUGCUAGCUUUGGAAAUGCUUGGUAGAAGAGCUCAUAAUGACCACCCGAACAAUUACUUCUCCAGGAGCCCACCGUACACUGAAGAUGUGAAAUGGCUGCUUGGAUUAGCAACGAGACUAGGUGUGAACUAUGUCUAUCAGUUCUGCAUGGGUGCGGCCAAAGGAGUGCUGAGUCCAUUUGUUCUACAGGAAAUCAUUAUGGAGGCUCUACAACGCCUUAAUCCUGCUCACGUACAUGCUCAUCUUCGAACGCCAGCAUUCCACCAGCUUGUUCAGAGAUGCCAGCAAGCAUAUAUGCAGUGCAUCCAGUACAGGUUGUACCACAUAGCUCCAGCAGACUACGAUGACUUUGUGAACAUCAUUCGCAGCGCACGCAGCGCCUUCUGUUUAACACCAGUCGGAAUGAUGCAGUUCAACGAAAUCCUUCAGAAUUUAAAACGAGCAAAGGGUCAAACUAAGGACUUGUGGCAGCGAAUCUCAUUGGAAAUGGCAACCUUCUCUCCUUGAUGUCUGUUGGGUUUGUGCAGAUUUAGGUUUAAUAUUGCACCCCUCCUCUUUUUAAAACCACUGUUCCUGUACACUCUGCUACAUUCCUCCUUUUAAACUAAGGUUUCAGGUGUCAGGAAGUCAUGGUAGGUUCAUUACUUUAUUUUUGUUUCUGUUGGUCUUGUGAAAUUAUUGCCAGGAUUUCACGGGCAACUUCUUCCUUCAAUCUGCAACCUUUCCACUACCACCCACCCCAACCCCCCAACUCCCCCCCCCCCAAAAAAAAAUAAUUUUUGUAUGAGGUAGUUACUAUUCAUGUACAUGUCUUUAAUUCUGUGUUUAUAAGGAAAUGUUUGUUGUCCACUACAGUGUGACUGGGUAAAAAAGCUUCCAGCUCAAGAUGGACAGUACAGUUCUCCAGCAAUUUCCACUGGAGUGUAUGAGCUACUGUGGCCACCCUGAACAGACUGUGGUUUUUAUUUAUCUGAACUUUUUUCCUUUAUUUUUGCCUUUGUUUCUUCCAAAUUAAUGUUUUUUCAUACUUAAAAAAAAAAAAAUUUUCAAUUGUUUAAAAGAAUUAUAUAUUCAGAUUCCAGUGCCACUGGGAUAGUUCAAGAGCUUUGACACAUUUUUCAGUGUUACAGAACAGCUUGUGUGUUUUCUGUCUUCCUCAUGUAAUGUUGGAUAUUUUACAAAUCUGUUAUAUUUAGUCCACAUCUCCCCAUUCCUGUCCCCCUACAAAGGCCAGACAGGUAUUAUUGACACUGUCUGUGCUAGGAAACUUGCAUGAAUGUUUUGUGUGAGUAGUUUUGUUGACAACAAAAAGAAACUUUAUUAUCCAACCAUUUCUGUGUUGUGUUGAAUACAUACACAAUUAUUUUUGAUUAAAGUACACACAAAA
This is a messenger RNA of Rhincodon typus (whale shark), 7086 nucleotides long. RefSeq names its product zinc finger, SWIM-type containing 8 (gene zswim8). Bases 726 to 6206 code for a protein of 1826 amino acids. NCBI's taxonomy places the organism in Eukaryota, Metazoa, Chordata, Chondrichthyes, Orectolobiformes, Rhincodontidae. The transcript is spliced from 27 exons. Gene Ontology annotation, cellular component: Cul2-RING ubiquitin ligase complex. Gene Ontology annotation, molecular function: zinc ion binding. The record is from RefSeq and is a predicted model, not a curated record.